AUGGCGGAUGAAAAAGGUGAAAUGACGAAAGUGUAUACCAUUGACGAUGCAGUCCGAAAAGUGGGAUUUGGGAAAUUUCAGCAUUUCGUGUUGUUUCUGGCGGGAAUGGGAUGGUCUCUGCUGGCAUCCAUGAUCAUGCUGUUCGUCUUCGGAGCGGUGAGCGCUGCAUCUCCGUCCUAUACGUGGAUGGUCAUCUUCAGGGGAAUGACGGGUUUCGCCAUGGGAGGGAUCGGCCAAGGACUAACACUGAGCGCAGAAUAUAUGCCACCUAAAUCUCGGGCAUUUGGUGGAUACUACUUGGCCUUUUACUGGUCUGUGGGUACUGUGGCGAUAGCACUUGCUAAUUGGGCCGUCAUGGCCACUCUGAACGACUGGAGAGUAUUGCUGUUAGUGACAGCCAUACCAGCUUUCAUAGUUCUCCUCUCUCUCAAGUGGUAUCCGGAGAGUGUUCGCUUCUACCUAAUCAGCGACCAAUAUGACAAGGCAGUUGCCACCUUGGAGAAAAUGGCGAAGAUGAACAACAAGGAGUUACCUGAGGGAAGGCUCAUCCAUGUUGACACGGUCGAAUCCAGGGGUCGGGUCACGGAUUUAUUUCGUCCACAGCUCAGAGUGACCACCAGUCUCUUCUGCGUCAUGUGGUUUUCGAUUUGUUUCUCAUAUUAUGGGGUGUCGUUCGUCUCGCCUUCUCUAAUCAAGAUAGGAAAUGUAUAUGAGGGGAAUUUAAAUAUACUCUUCACUCUUUUCACUCACUCCAGAGUCCCCCGCACCUGCCACUAUUUGUGGCUCAGUACCCCCAAAGUGGUUGCAAAGCUUAAUACAUCACAGACUGACGUGGUGCCAUGUGAGAUAUUGACAACAGAUAAAUUCGUAGAUAUGUUAUGGACCAGUGCUUCCGAAUUACCAGGUCUUGUAGUCUUUACCAUACUCGUGAACAAAAUGCGAAAUAAAACUCUUGUGAUGUAUGCUUGUAUCAUUUCUGGUUCCUUCAUAUUCCUGAUACUCAUUGAUACCAAUUUACGCUGGCUCAUCAAUUUGUUUCAGUUUGUAGCAAGAGCAAUUGUUAUUUCGGUUUUCCAGCUUGUUUACAUCAUGACAAGUGAGGCCUUUCCAACCCCCGUCCGUGCCGUUGCUAUUGGCUUGGGUACAGCGUUUGCCAGGCUGGGUGGAUUAACGGUUCCGUUCGUUUCUCAGGUAUGCUUUGUUUUAACGUAA
Messenger RNA from Uloborus diversus, 1212 nucleotides. Its product is annotated as synaptic vesicle 2-related protein-like. Gene Ontology annotation, biological process: transmembrane transport. Lineage: Eukaryota; Metazoa; Arthropoda; Arachnida; Araneae; Uloboridae. The transcript has 12 exons. The record is from RefSeq and is a predicted model, not a curated record. Gene Ontology annotation, molecular function: transmembrane transporter activity. The coding region runs from base 1 to 1212 and encodes 403 amino acids. Gene Ontology annotation, cellular component: membrane.